UUGAGGUUAUGUUUAUUUGUUUUUUUAAUUUUCACAAACUUUCCACAAUUUUCUAUGAAAAGGCGACUUUAAAUUCGUCGAAUAAUUCCCGGAAUUGCAAGCGUGGACCAGGUUUACAAUUUUGGGAAAACACUUAGUCAUAACCUUAUUUUCAUUAUUGGCAAACACCAUGGUGGAAGAAGCAGAACUUAAAAUCUACAAUGAAAUAAUAAAUAAAGGGUGUUGCAAGCGAUGUGCUUUGAGGUAUUUGGGACAAUGUAAAACUUUGCUUACUUUUGAACACCCCAAUACCUGUUUAGUUAAUUUUGGAUACAUGGAUCCUAUUGAAGAGUUUGAAGAAGAACGAAAGGCAAAAAUUCGGAAAAUUAACCCUUGUUCAGUUUGUCUAGGCCUUUUGCAAGAUCCUGCCAUAGAAGAAGUUUUUGCGUGUAAAGAAUUGAAUAAUAUUUCUGAGUACCUGAAUCAGACUUUUGUGGUCUAUAUAACUUUCCCCACAUGCAUUUUAUUAAGGGAUCACAGUAUGAAACUGUAUUUAAAGCGGUUGUUUCCAAAUACCUUUGAUUGCAAUAAAGUCAUAAAAGUGAACAACGCGUGGCGAUAUGCUGUUGAGAACAGACUCUCCCAAAUUUUGAAAAAAAGUUACAGUCAUGCAUCUAAAUUAACUUUGCAUUUUUAUACCAAGUAUCAGCUGGAAGAUGAUGAAAUGGAAGCAGUGCAGCGAGUUUUAAAAGAUAUACCGAAAAAUAGUUUAAGUAAACACCGCGUUUGCGACAUGUUAGAAACAAUAUCAGACAGCGAUUUUAGUAACUUAGUAACUGUACCCCCUAGAGUCCCAUUUUAUUCCGUUACUUUUGAAGCAUUGAAGUACUACUCAGAAGCUAUUCAUUUAGCAGGAAAUUACUUUAAAUAUUCUAGAGAGAUAUUUCAAGCCCAAAAUCCAGUUAAUAAGGCUUCCUUAGAUUUUAGUAUAGAAGCGAUAAUCACAAAUGCAAUAAGAAAUGUGGCGAGUAACUUCAAAGAAGCAAUUUUUAAAUCGUCUGGUUUUGACGAUCAAAACAUUCGAGUCCUUGGGAGCGGCAGAACCUUCCACUUACAGUUAAACGAUCCCAAAUUUGAAUCACUUUCGCGGAAACAAUGCCAAGUAAUUGAAGAGAUUAUCAGGAGCAGUAGAGUAAUGGCUGUGCGAAAUUUACGGGAAACUGACAAACGGGACAUUUCCAUCCUCCUGGACAAUGAACAACGCGGUGCGCGAAGUUACAAAGUGUUAUGUAUGGUGUACAAUUGUAAAAAUGUCGAUUAUUGUAUAAACGCGGUGAAUAUGAAUGGAAGUUUAAACGUCUGGCAAAAAAUUCCACUAAAAGUUUACCAGCAGCGCAAAUUUUAUAAUAGGAAAAAGAGGAUAUUUCAGAUUAGGGCUCGGAAAUUGAAAGGUAAUUUAGUUGAGCUAGAUUUGUGUACACAGUGCGGUUUGCACGUACCUGAAUUCAUUAAUGGGGAUUUUGGAAGGACGAGGCCUUCACUUUGUGAUAUAAUGAAUGCGAAAGUCGAUGUUUUGGCGGUUGAUAUUUUUGAUUUUCCGUCAGCACUGCAUUGUGACGAAGAGGAAGACGUAGUAAUUUAGUAUGUUUUUAACUUAUUUUUUAUUUUAAACAGAGGUGUGGAUUCAAUUAGGAGAGGUACUGAUUUAUCAAAAUUUUUAAUAUUUUAUGAUAAUAAAGAACUCUUGAGACUUA
This is a messenger RNA of Tribolium madens (black flour beetle), 1733 nucleotides long. Its product is annotated as putative tRNA pseudouridine synthase Pus10. Bases 170 to 1621 code for a protein of 483 amino acids. The transcript has 7 exons. The record is from RefSeq and is a predicted model, not a curated record. Gene Ontology annotation, molecular function: pseudouridine synthase activity. Gene Ontology annotation, biological process: tRNA pseudouridine synthesis. NCBI's taxonomy places the organism in Eukaryota, Metazoa, Arthropoda, Insecta, Coleoptera, Tenebrionidae.